AUGGCGUUCCAGCGUGUCACCUACCGUCGCCGCAACCCUUACAACACGCGGUCUAACAAGACCCGUGUCAUCAAGACCCCCGGCGGCGACCUGCGCCUUCUGCACAUCAAGAAGCGCGGCACUGUCCCCAAGUGCGGUGACUGCGGCUCCAAGCUCUCCGGCAUUCCCGCCCUCCGCCCUCGCGAGUACGCCUCCAUCUCCCACCCCAAGAAGACCGUCCAGCGUGCCUACGGUGGUUCGCGAUGCGGUAACUGCGUCCGCGACCGCAUCGUCCGCGCUUUCCUUAUCGAGGAGCAGAAGAUUGUCAAGAAGGUGCUGAAGGAGCAGGAGCAGAGCCAGAAGAAGAAAUAG
Geosmithia morbida is the source of this 351-nucleotide messenger RNA. Its product is annotated as large subunit ribosomal protein L34e. The record is from RefSeq and is a predicted model, not a curated record. NCBI's taxonomy places the organism in Eukaryota, Fungi, Ascomycota, Sordariomycetes, Hypocreales, Bionectriaceae. Gene Ontology annotation, biological process: translation. The coding region runs from base 1 to 351 and encodes 116 amino acids. Gene Ontology annotation, cellular component: ribosome. The transcript has 3 exons. Gene Ontology annotation, molecular function: structural constituent of ribosome.